CACGCCCACUGCUGAAUGCGGAAGUCACCAGUUGCUGCUGUUUUUGUGCAUGAAGGUAGAUAAAGAACAAAUCUAAGGCUAUUGUUCAUUUUAUUUUUGUUGGCUGGUGUAGUUAUGACUUUUAUUAUUUGAUCUAAGAUGUUUUGUGGCAUCUAGUGUUCUGUUAUUCUCCAUCAGGGCAUUUUUUUGCUUGCUAACUGAACAACAGGUGUAGCUGACAUUUGCUAGCUAGUUAGCUACCUGCUGACGUACCUUACAGGUUUUAGAGAACUUUCCCUUGAUGUGAACUGAAGAUAGUACUGCUCCCCAACAUGCCACAUACACAAGCACACAGAUACACACUGAUUACAAAGUGUGCGUGCAUGGUCAUCACACUACUCUUUGCCUCUGGACAUGCAGAAGAGAUCACUAAAGAUGGAACACAGAACCGUUCUCUGGUAUCCAUCCACCACCUUGCCAGUUUACCUACUCUCCGGGAUAUCGUAGUGAAAGAGGGAGCCAGCACUCUAAUUGAGUGCAAUGUCACUGGAAAGCCAGAUGACAUUCAGUGGUACAAUUCCAAAGGGCACGUUCUGGAUCCGGAAGAGGGAGGUGGGAAAUGGCUGAUUCAGGACAAGGGCGUUUUAAAUAUCACAACGGUCAGUUUUGAAGACCGAGGCCGGUACACCUGCAUAGCUUCCAGCUCGGCAGGGACCUCCAACUACACCAUCACCUUACGGGUGGCCUACAUCCACAGCGGCCUGGGCCUGUACUAUGUCAUCGUGUGUCUCAUCGCCUUCACCAUCACCAUGAUCCUCAAUGUCACGCGCCUCUGCAUGGUCAGCAGUCACCUGAAGAAGACGGAGAAGGCCAUCAACGAGUUCUUCCGCACCGAGGGAGCUGAGAAGCUCCAGAAGGCCUACGAGAUAGCCAAGCGCAUCCCCAUCAUCACCUCAGCCAAGACCAUGGAGUGGGCCAAGGUCACCCAGCUCAAGACCAUGGAGUUUGCCCGCCACAUGGAGGAGCUGGCCCGCAGUGUGCCACUUCCCCAGACCAUCCUCAGUUGCAGGGCCUUUGUGGAGGAGAUUAUGGAGACGGUGCACACCUCGGUGGGGGCGACAAGCCUCCAGAAAGCUAUAGAGCCAGCUAACCCAGAGGGGAGAGGUAAAACCUGUGAGGUCCAGAUGUCAGCGGAGCAGCAGGGCCCAGCAGCACAUGGCAGAGAGGAUGGUGAUGGUGUUGAUGGUACCAUUGAAAACAGCCUGGACAUUGAGGUGUCUGUCCACCCUAUUUCCAAGUGUGAGGAUGAGAAGUGGGCUGAAGGGGAUGAGGUGUCUGUACCCAUGCUGGGGCCAUGCUCCAGUGGGAGUGUGGCUUAUGAAAGUCACAUUUAGUCGUGCCAGUCAGGUCUUUUUCCAGUUAGUUGAGAGGUCGAAACCAAAGGGCUGCUCAGAUGGCAACCACAGAUGGUGGGAGUUGAGGUAUUUUGUGUCUAGUAUGCUACUGCCUCUAUUUCAUAGAGAAAAUACACUGGAUGAAACCUAAAGAUGUUUCAGAGAUGAGAUAGGCCUUGUGGUUACUUCUCUACCUGAUAGCAGUGGUAUUUGAUAACAAUGGUGGGAGGUGAGGAGAGGAUUGUGUUCAGUUUUUACAUCUUUAUUUACUUCACUACUUGCUUCAGUUUAAAGGAAGGCUUGAUUUGGUUGUUUGCUUGUGUGGUUGUAUCUUAACAAAUUAGAAAAAAGUAGAAACCUGCACACUGCUCUUGCUAGUAUCGCUGCUCUUUAUUAAGUUUUACGUAUUUUUUCUUCAAAAAGCUCUGACGAAGGCCUUGAGGCCGAUAUGUAAAGCUUAAUAAAGAGCAGUGAUACUAAUGAGUAGUGUGUGGGUUUCUUCUUUUUUCUCAUCUUAUUCAACUAUGCACCUGCAACAGAGAUGGCUUAGAUGUGCGAGUGCCUUUUUGAAUUUUUUAUCUUAACAAAUAACAUGUUGUAAUCGCUGUUUAAAAUCACUUGGAAUAUGGGUUGCACAAGGCAAUCUAGCAAAUUAAGUAGCAUUUGACUCGGGGUAAUGGGUGUAAUCAGUGGUAUAAAGUACUUAAGUAAAAAAUACUUAAAGUACUACUUAAGUCGUUUUUUGGGGUAUCUGUACUUUACUAUUUAUACUUUUGAAAACUUUUACUUUUACUUCACUACAUUCCUAAAGAAAAUGAUGUACUUUUUACUCCAUACGUUUUCCCUGACACCCAAAAGUACUCAUUAUGUUUUGAAUUUUUAGCAGGACAGGAAAACGGUCUAAUUCACACACUUAUCAAGAGAGCAUACCUGGUCAUCCCUACUGUCUCUGAUCUGGCAGACUCACAAAACACAUGCUUCAUUUGUAAAUUAUGUCUUGAGUGUUGGUGCUUGCACCUAGCUAUCCGUAAAUUUAAAAAACAAGGAAAUGGUUCUGUCUGGUUAACUUAAUAUAAGGAAUUUGAAAUGAUUUAUGCUUUUUAUUCUCAAGUAUAUUUUAGCAAUAACAUGUACUUUUGAUACUUAAGUAUUUUUAAGACCAAAUACUUUUAGACUUUUAUUCAAGUAGGAUUUUGACUGGGUGACUUUCACUUUUACUUGUGUCUUUCAAUUAAGGUAUCAUUUACUCAAGUAUGACAAUUGGGUACUUUUUCCACCACUUGGUGUAAUUCUGCUAUCUUUCCAGUUGGUGGGGGUGUUGCACAACCUUUACAGAGCCAACUGUUUGGUCUCUGAGGUGGAACAAGAAAAAUACUACUUUGUCAGUUUAAAGGUUAUAUUGGAUAACUAUAGGGCCAUUUGAUACUAAGGUUAAAUAAACAUCUCAUUAUUUCUCAUGAGUCACACCUAAUGGCAUGUGCUCUACAUACAUGAGUCCUACUUGCCUACCUGUGAAACAGGUUUGUAUUCUAGAAAUGACUAUACAUUGUUAAAAUUACAUUUGAAUAUAUUCAGGUUAAAUGGCAGUCAGACUGUAACUUACUUGGCUUCAGUGAAGUAAACAGUGAUAACUAUGGGGACAAACUAGUACAGGGACAGACACAGUGUGAUGCUCUUUCUACCUCUUCUUUCUUCAGUGUGUUUUGAGGGCUGAUUCAUUGAAUUUGACCAAAGAUGGGUAAUAUGCUAAUGACUUAAUUCCUUCAUCAGCCUCAAGUAUAGAACACAUUAUGAGUUGGCUGAAUGAGUAGUGCUUCUCUGGCACUCUUAUCUUACUGAAGAACUUUGAACAAAUGCACUUCAACAGUGGAAGAUUAGCUCUAUUUCUCACCGCUGUUGGUCCAAAGGUGUGUGCUUGUGUGUUUUGGGGUGUGUGUUUGUGUGUUUACCUACAGUGAUUCAUUGGCCCAGUCCAAAACAAUUGAUUGUUAUCAGGGUGAAAACAUUGGGUGCCAACUCAUUAUAACCUGCUUUUUAAUGUUUGGAAUUGUAGACCUUGAAGUCUAACUUGCAGAGCUCACAAAUGAAGUGUUUUAAAAUAGUAAUAAAUAUGUCUAAAAACAGA
This is a messenger RNA of Salmo salar (Atlantic salmon), 3498 nucleotides long. Its product is annotated as microfibril associated protein 3. Lineage: Eukaryota; Metazoa; Chordata; Actinopteri; Salmoniformes; Salmonidae. The record is from RefSeq and is a predicted model, not a curated record.